GUGGUCACUUGACCAGUUAAUUUCCAUUGGCAGUCACAGCAAAAGAAAAUAUAAAAAAAACUAUUCUCAGCAUGUAAAUAUUGUAAUUCAGGAAAGAAACAGACUGGCUAGACGAAACAGACCUUCCAGUGUCCGAUAAAGUCAGGGUGAGCCCUGCAGCAAAGGCAUUGGGAGGUCAUUUAAGUCGUUAAUAAGUUGAGCAUUAAACACUUCUUUUGUUCUUUAACCAGCUCGGUGCAGGUAGCACAUCUGUGGGGACAUUUUAACAUUCAGGUCAGUGCACAGCGUGCCUGAGAGCACUCUGAAAAGGUGAGCUACGCUUCUGCCUUUCAUCGCAUUUCAUCUUUCAUGACAUCUGACGGCAAGCGGUGUGUGAGCCAAGCUAAGGUAAGUCUCAUUACCACAGUAGAAGUCACACAGUAGGGGAUUUCUGUGCCUGUGUUUGUUCUCUACUUGCUUGAGUAAAGAUGUUUUGAGACUUGCUUUGAUAGACUCAUUGUAGAUUAAUUUGAUCAUCCUCCUCAGAGUAUUAGGCCUACUAAAAAACGUCUGUUAAAAAUGAAAUCUAUUUAUUGAUCCACAUGUGUUUUGUGGCUGUACGCAAAUAAACACAAAAUAGUGGAUUUGUUUAAUUUGCUACGGUUUUGUUGUCAUCAUUGUCUUCCUCGUUACUGUGAUUAAUUGUUACCCAUUUUUUGGGUAACAAUUAAGAAAACGAAAUGAAAGUUUAUUGCACAGCAGAGAUAUAACCGGAUUGCUGGAUUGACAAGUAAUUCAGUUUGAAAUGUUGAAAGAGAUGAAGGCUGCUGCUGCCUGUGGUCCAGAGAGGGCUGCUGAGUAUGUGGAGAUGGAUGAAGAGCACAAUGUGUCUCAAGCUGAAGAGAUGCUCAUGGCCUUCAACAUGCAGUCCUGGAAACCAUGGAGACGUGCCCGAUCAAUGGUCAAAGAGAGUGUGCAGUGGGUCCAGGCUACUGUGAGUUCUGUAGUGGGUCUGCACUGGCUCUCCUAUGUGGCUUUGGGAGUUCUCACCGCCCUCCUGAGCUUCUGCAUGAACCUCACCGUGGCCAAGCUGCUGCGAGCACACCAGUGGCUGACCAGUCGUCUGGAGGGCCAUGCAUUGCUGCAGUUCCUGUGCUGGACCCUGUACCCAGCCUCCCUGUGUGCUCUCUCCUCCAGCUUCUCUCACAGCAUCUGCCCCUACUCCGCAGGCUCUGGGAUUCCGGAGGUGCGGUGUAUGCUGGCGGGGGUGGAGCUGCCAGACUACCUGUCCCUGUCGCACCUGUUUGCCAAGCUGGUGGGACUCACCUGCUCGCUGGCGGCUGGCAGCACCGUCUUCCUGGGGAAAGUGGGUCCAUUUGUCCACUUAUCGACCAUGCUGGGCGCAUAUUUACACCGUCUGUGUGCCUCUGCUGCAGGAGUGAAAGAGGGGAGACCUAAACAAGAGAUGCUGGUGGUGGCUGCUGCUGUAGGCGUGGCCAGCUGUUUCGGCGCCCCCAUCAGUGGCGUGUUGUUUAGCAUGGAGGUGACGGGCACCCAUUACGCGCUGAGAGAUUACUACCCCAGCAUGCUGGCUGCCGCCUGUGGAGCGCUCGCCUUCCGCCUGCUGUCUGUCGGCAGCGGGGAGCAGGAGACGGUGCAGGCCCUGUUUAAGACCACUUACUCCACUCACCUGCCUUUCCAACCUGCUGAGAUACUGGCAUUUGCUGUUUUGGGGAUGCUGUGUGGUGCUUUGAGCCGUGUGUAUUUGCUCUGUCAUCGCUGGAUCCUGCAGUUUACCAGAACCAACGCAGUCCUCUCCAAAAUUAUUGCCACUGAGAAAGCAUUAUAUUCUGCUGGUGUAGUGUUCCUCCUGGCGUCUGUAACGUUCCCUUUGUCUGCUGGACAUUUCAUGGCUGCCAAGCUCUCCAUGAACCAGCUCCUUUCUUCACUGUUAGAAGAAACACAGUGGUACAUGGUUUCCCAGAAUGCAACAGUACCACAGGGGACUGGAGAUUCUCUUUGGCAAGCAUGGAAUCCAUCUGGAACCACUAUCUAUGCCACGCUAGGAGUGUUUCUCUUCAUGAAGCUGUGGAUGCUGGUCUUGGCUUGUACCUUACCUCUUCCCGCUGGAUAUUUCAUGCCUGUCUUUAUCUAUGGUGCUGCCGUGGGGCGGUUAAUGGGUGAGGGCCUGGCUCACGCCUCCACAAAUGGGGCCUCUUCACAGGGGACAGCGCGCAACAUAAACCCAGGGGGCUACGCUUUAGCCGGGGCCGCGGCGUUCUCGGGAGCCGUGACUCACACGCUCUCGCCCGCCCUGUUGGCGCUGGAGCUGACCGGUCAGCACACCCACGCCGUGCCCAUCCUGCUCGCCACACUGCUGGCCAACGCACUAGCUCGUGCCCGCCACUGCCCGUCCUUCUACGAUGCCAUCGCAAUCGUUAAGAAGCUGCCCCACCCUACCUCACUACUCAGGACCUGUCCAAAGCUGUUGUCUGUGCAGUUGGGGCAGGUUGUGCAAGUCCCCACAGCUGUGCUGGAGAGCCAGGAAGGGGCAACCAGCGUUGAGAAGCUUCUUCACUCAAGCACUGAGAUGAUUUUUCCAGUAGUGGACUCUCACGAGAGCGGUGUGUUGCUGGGCUCUGUGAGCAGAAUGCAGCUGGAGGCUUUUCUGCAUGGCCGUGGAGAACGGGGACUGGAUAAGAAACUGGUGGAUCAAUGCACUUUUCAGCCAGUAAAAAUCCAGCUAUCUACAGAGGCCACGAUAAAGCAGGCCUAUUCUGUGCUGGGAGCUGUGCGUGAGCAGUGUUUGUUUGUGACCGAGAGGGGGAGGCUGGUUGGGGUCAUCACAUGGUCAGAGAUAAAGAGAAUAAUAGAAGAAUUCGCCAAAGACACAUCAAAACACUAAAUGGCUGAAAAGGAUGAAAUCCAAUCACAAUCUUGCGAUUAUUAUAGAGAAAUAAUUUCUCCCCCUAAGGGCUCUCUUAAAAAAUAAAAAAUGACAGAGAAAAAUAAUAAUAAUUUCCAUCCAAGCUAAGUGUUGAUAUUGCUAUUGAUCCGUACUGUGCCUCUGCCUCGGAUCUUUUAAUUAGAUGAAGAACAGAUGAGAGUGCUGUCGAUUAAUUUGGUGUUAUGACUCAGUCAACCCUUUACAUCUCUCUCUGUUUUAUUGCUCCGGGGGUUAGCCAUACGGUUGCUGAUAGAUGUGGGUUGAUAUCAUUCAUUUGUGCAUCUCUGCAGCCUGCAGCACAUAAGAUGCAUAAGAUUAAAAAAAAUACUUUUUAUUACUGGAUGCCCAGGGCCUAAUUUGAGCCGGAACACCUCCGACGUUGGAUCCGGAACCUUUUUUAUUGGAUCCGUCAACUCUUACGUCAAUAUAAAAAAUAAAUCGCCUAAACGAAAAAUAAAUAAAUUACUGUUUAUGUAGUGUUCAAUGUUGAUAUCUUUCUUAUUAGUCUUUAGAAAUUGGGAAGACCAAACAGGAUACAACAAGCUAAUCGAGUAUAUGAAAGUGCUUUAUCUAGCCUAGAAAUCUAGACGCGCCCCUAGCGGCAGCUGCCAGGGCUAGUCUAGCAACUCUCCGUUGGCUUGUG
This is a messenger RNA of Alosa alosa (allis shad), 3569 nucleotides long. It is a transcript of the gene clcnk, whose product is annotated as chloride channel K. Lineage: Eukaryota; Metazoa; Chordata; Actinopteri; Clupeiformes; Clupeidae. The transcript has 19 exons. Bases 785 to 2884 code for a protein of 699 amino acids. Gene Ontology annotation, molecular function: voltage-gated chloride channel activity. Gene Ontology annotation, cellular component: membrane. The record is from RefSeq and is a predicted model, not a curated record. Gene Ontology annotation, biological process: chloride transport; transmembrane transport.